Molecule: messenger RNA, 495 nt
Organism: Drosophila teissieri
Lineage: Eukaryota; Metazoa; Arthropoda; Insecta; Diptera; Drosophilidae
Exons: 1
Coding region: 1-495 (164 amino acids)
Source: RefSeq, a predicted model, not a curated record
AUGGCACCUUCGAACAUGGAUUACCACAACGAGUCGGAAGUCGGCGAGAGCUACACCCACAAGAAGUUCAAGACCGCGGGAUAUACGCACAAGAAGUUCGGCAAGAAGAGCUCCAAGGAUAUCGUCCCCACAGCCAACGCCACGCCCCUGUUCCGGCCAUACGCCCUAAGCGAAAAUACACCACGCAAGCGGCGCCAGGAGACGGAGCGCGAGGUUCUCCAGCAGCAGCAGCCAUUGCACCAUUAUCACUCAUUGCCUCCCACGCCACCCACCACACCACCCCAGCUCCAGCAACAUCCGCUUCCUGUCUCCCAAGUUCCUGUCACCCAGGUUCCGGUCACCCAUUCACCGGUCAUCAAUCACCAGGCAUACGCCUACAUGCUUCAAAAGCAACGCGCAGUGCUCCAGAUGCGUCAACUGCUCAACAUCAAUCCGGAUGCCAACACCUGGCCACUGGAAUGGCGCCAGGCCCUCCAGGCUCUGCUGCAGCAAUAA